This is a messenger RNA of Pyricularia grisea, 2532 nucleotides long. RefSeq lists its product as uncharacterized. The coding region runs from base 1 to 2532 and encodes 843 amino acids. Gene Ontology annotation, molecular function: secondary active sulfate transmembrane transporter activity. Gene Ontology annotation, biological process: transmembrane transport. The transcript is spliced from 3 exons. NCBI's taxonomy places the organism in Eukaryota, Fungi, Ascomycota, Sordariomycetes, Magnaporthales, Pyriculariaceae. Gene Ontology annotation, cellular component: membrane. The record is from RefSeq and is a predicted model, not a curated record.
AUGUCGGCCACAGGUGCCAAGGUCGGACAAGGCUUGGCAGCAGUUCUGGGUAUCAAGCUACGCAACAAUGAGCCCUACCAGGACGAGGUGACUCGAGGCGAAUCCAUCCUUUCAGUGCAGACUGCCGAUACCUUUGUCGAAACGAGGCCGACAACAAAGGAAUUUUUCCAGGAGCUGGUGCCAAGCGGAAAGGAUGUUGCUACCUACACGAGGUCAUUGUUUCCUUUUCUUGAUUGGAUAGGAAAAUACAACCUGCAAUGGCUUCUUGGUGAUCUUGUUGCCGGCAUCACCAUCGGCGCCGUGGUGGUUCCGCAAGGCAUGGCAUACGCCAUUCUCGCCAACCUGGAGCCGCAAUUUGGUCUGUACUCUUCGUUUAUGGGAGUUUUGAUUUACUGGUUCUUCGCGACAUCCAAAGACAUUACCAUAGGUCCUGUUGCCGUCAUGUCAACACUCGUUGGUGGCAUCGUCAUUGAGAUGAAGGAAAAGUUCCCGGACGUCCCUGGGCACGUAGUCGCAUCCGCCUUGUCAAUCAUCACAGGUGCCAUCGUCCUCUUCCUCGGCCUCACAAGAACAGGCUUCAUUGUCGACCUGAUCAGCUUGACGAGUUUGUCGGCUUUCAUGACAGGCAGUGCCAUCAGCAUCGUCAUCGGUCAGAUCCCAACCAUGAUGGGAAUUUCGGGCGUCUCAACUCGUGAUGCGUCUUAUCUGGUUCUGAUCAACACACUAAAGAAUCUCGGAACGACCAAACUCGAUGCGGCCAUGGGGUUGACGGCCUUGGCGAUGCUCUACAUAAUCAGGUCGGCUUGUUCAUUUGCGGCUAAGAAGUGGCCCGAGAAGCAGAAGCUCUACUUCUUCUUGGGAACACUCAGGACUGUGUUUGUGAUCCUGCUGUACACCAUGAUUAGUUGGUUGGUGAACAUGAACCACCGAUCGAACCCCAAGUUCAAGAUCCUGAAGGACAUUCCUGGAGGAUUUCAAUAUGCCUCAGUACCCGUCGUGGAAGCUCGAGUUGUUGGUGCAUUGGCCAGCAAUCUCCCCGCCGCCGUUAUUGUUCUUCUGAUAGAGCACAUCGCCAUCUCCAAGUCCUUUGGUCGCGUGAACAACUACAGCAUCAACCCGUCACAAGAGAUGGUCGCUAUUGGUGUAACUAACCUCCUUGCCCCUUUUCUGGGCGGUUACCCGUCGACCGGAUCCUUUAGCCGAACGGCCAUCAAAUCAAAGGCAGGUGUGCGCACUCCUUUUGCGGGAGUCAUCACUGCCGUCGUGGUGCUGUUGGCCAUCUACGUCCUGCCACCCGUCUUUUUCUACAUCCCCAGUGCAUCGCUCGCUGCCGUCAUUAUCCACGCCGUCGGUGAUUUGAUCACGCCCCCGAAUACCUUGUACCAGUUCUGGUGCGUGUCGCCGAUCGAAGUAGUGAUAUUCUUUAUCGGUGUCAUCAUCACCGUCUUCUCCACCAUCGAAAACGGCAUCUACGCCACCGUAGCCAUCUCGGCGGCGAUCCUCCUCGGCCGCAUCCUCAAGGCGCGCGGCCGCUUCCUCGGCCCCGUCAGGGUGCACUCGAUCCUCGACGACAGGAUCAUCGGCGACGAUCACCGCGAGUACGGCACCUUUGGCCAAAGCGCAACCGGCACCGGCGGCGCCUCGACCAGAAACAUCUUCCUGCCCAUCGACCACGGCGACGGCUCCAACCCUGACGUCGAGGUCGAGAGCCCCUACCCUGGCGUCUUCAUCUACCGCUUCACCGAAGGGUUCAGUUACCCCAACGCCUCGCACACGCUCGAGUACCUGACGCGGUACGUGUUUUCGCACACGCGCCGCACGAACCUGACCCAGUACGCCCGUCCGGGCGACCGGCCGUGGAACGACCCGGGUCCGUCGAAGCGCGAGCUGAAGAAGGCGCAGCGCAGCGGCGGGAACCUGCACAUCGCGGGCGAGAACCCGGACCUGCCCACGCUCAAGGCCAUAAUCCUCGACUUCAGCAGCGUCAACCACGUCGACGUCAGCAGCGUGCAGCAGCUCAUCGACGUGCGCAACCAGCUGGACCGCUACGCCGCACCGGACCCCGUCGACUGGCACAUCGCCUGCAUCGGGAACCGGUGGACGAAGCGCGCGCUCGUCGCUGGCGGUUUCGGAUACCCGACCCCUCGCGACGAGGGCCAGCACAGGUGGAAGUCCAUUUUCUCGGUCGCGGAGAUUGGGGGCAGCGACAGCGCGGCUGCGGUGGCGGAGAAGGAGCAGGAGCAGGAGAGGAGGCACGCCACCAUGAACGACGGCGAGGACUUGGAGAAGGGUGUUGGUGCGCCGGUACACAAGACAUCGGACGGGACGGAGACGCCCAGGACCAAGGCCAGCUCGACCGAGACGGACCGGCCUGCUGCGGCGUCCGGUACGGGGCUGAAGGGCCUGAGGCCGGCGGCGCGUGCCGUUGCAGUUCAUGGGCUGAACAGGCCGCUGUUCCAUGUUGAUCUGACGAGCGCGUUGCAGUCUGCCAUUGCCAACAUUGAGGCUAGGAGAAGCGGAGAUGGGUUGUGA